UAGGGCGCGGCCUUGGUAAUUGCUCGAGGAAUCGAGAUGGCGGCUGCCGCGAUAAUGAGAAAGGGGGUGUCCGGCUGGGUCCGGACUCGGACCCGCUUCUUGGGAGGACUGUCACAGCGGCGCCGAAGUUGCGCCGGAGUCCCACUGGAUGAUGCGGUUAAUGGGCUGAGCGAGGAGCAGCAGCAGCUUAGGCAAACUAUGGUCAAGUUCUGUCAGGAGCAUUUGGCUCCAAAGGCCCAAGAAAUAGAUCAGCAGAAUGAAUUCAAAGGCAUGAGGGAGUUCUGGAAGAAGCUGGGGGAGCUUGGCGUUCUGGGAGUAACUGCUCCAGCUGAAUAUGGUGGAUCUGCAAUGGGAUACCUGGACCACGUAUUGGUGAUGGAGGAGAUAUCUCGGGCCUCGGCAGCUGUUGGGCUAAGCUAUGGUGCCCACUCUAACCUUUGCAUUAAUCAGUUGGUGAGGAACGGCAAUGAAGCACAGAAAGAGAAGUACCUGCCCAAGCUCAUCAGUGGAGAGCAUGUUGGAGCACUAGCAAUGAGCGAAGCCAACUCUGGUUCUGAUGUUGUUUCCAUGAAGCUAAGGGCAGACAGACAAGGAGAUUAUUUUGUUUUGAAUGGGAGCAAAUUUUGGAUUACCAAUGGGCCAGAUGCUGACGUUCUAAUUGUUUAUGCGAAAACAAAUCCAAGUGCUGUUCCAGCUUCUCAGGGAAUAACUGCAUUCAUUGUGGAGAAGAAUAUGCCUGGUUUCAGCACUGCACAAAAGCUUGAUAAACUGGGAAUGAGAGGAUCCAAUACCUGUGAAUUGAUCUUUGAGGACUGCAAGAUUCCCACUGCCAAUGUCUUGGGGCACUUGAGUAAAGGAGUCUAUGUACUGAUGAGCGGCUUGGAUCUUGAGAGACUCGUGCUGUCUGGUGGCCCCUUGGGGCUCAUGCAGGCUGUCCUAGACCAUGCAUUCCCAUAUUUACAUGUCAGAGAAGCUUUUGGACAGAAAAUUGGCCAUUUUCAGCUCAUGCAGGGUAAAAUGGCUGAUAUGUACACGCGGCUGAUGGCAUGUCGACAGUAUGUGUACAAUGUGGCAAAGGCCUGUGAUCGGGGACACUUAAAUGCAAAGGACUGUGCAGGUGUGAUUCUCUACUCUGCAGAAUGUGCUACUCAGGUCGCUUUGGAUGGAAUUCAAUGUCUGGGUGGAAAUGGCUACAUCAAUGACUACCCCAUGGGUCGCUUUCUGCGUGAUGCUAAACUGUAUGAAAUUGGGGCAGGAACCAGUGAAGUGCGGAGAAUAGUAAUUGGCCGGUCAUUUAAUGCUACCUUUAAGUAGCGCUGCCAUUAAAGAAGAAUUGCACUUCAAACCGGGAGGCCUUUUAUUUCGAAGACUGUAAAGUUCACAAGCAUUUUUCUGUUCCUGCUACCAGGAUGACCACCUCCAUUUGGCUCUUGACUUUCGGUUCUCCAUGCAAACCCAGCCAGAUUUUCUAAGAACAUGUGAUUAUGUUACAAUUACAGUGGAACAGAGUAGGCAGUUCAAGUGGAAUAUGUGGAUAUCUGCCAUCAUGCCUCAUUCUCAAAUGAAAUUUUGUCCACUUCAAAAA
Rhineura floridana is the source of this 1585-nucleotide messenger RNA. RefSeq names its product isovaleryl-CoA dehydrogenase (gene IVD). Gene Ontology annotation, molecular function: flavin adenine dinucleotide binding; 3-methylbutanoyl-CoA dehydrogenase activity. Gene Ontology annotation, biological process: L-leucine catabolic process. Gene Ontology annotation, cellular component: mitochondrion. The record is from RefSeq and is a predicted model, not a curated record. NCBI's taxonomy places the organism in Eukaryota, Metazoa, Chordata, Lepidosauria, Squamata, Rhineuridae. The transcript has 12 exons. The coding region runs from base 37 to 1314 and encodes 425 amino acids.